GCCUCCCCAGUGGAAGCAGAUAGAGCCACCAGCAAGCAGGUCGAGGCUAGCCCUGGAAGUGCCGGACCUGCGAGCCCAGCGUGCCCGUCCCCAGGUUCAGAUCAAAAGCAAUUCAAGUCAACUGCAGCUUGUGCCAGCCCUGUUGUGAAGAGAUUAGAAUUUCUUCCCAGUCCUGUCCCUUCAGAGGAAGCUGCUUCAAGUGAGAAAGAUGUGAAGAAACUUGAAAUGGAGCAGCAGAAGGAAGCAGAGCCUGCUGCUACACCAGAGGUGAUGAAGCCAAAAGGCCUGGAGCAAGAGGGGAGUGUAGUAUUACCAUUUUUAAAGAAACUACCUGAGACCAGCCAAGUUACUCUGCAGAAUUCUGGUCUACAAGAGCCGCCCCGCGGGGCCACGGUUCCGCUUAGGGUUCGCAACAACUGGCGGCGCUCACAGUUUUUCUCGCAGUCAGCCGAUUCUGAUAGUGGUGACAAAUCAAAUCGUUUCAAUUUCUGGUCCUGGGAUCCAGAAGAAGAGCGAAAGCGCCAGGAGAGGUGGCAGCAUGAGCAAGAACGCUUGCUUCAGGAGAAGUAUCAGAAGGAGCAGGACAAGCUGAAAGAGGAAUGGGAAAAGGCCCAGAGAGAAGUUGAAGAGGAGGAGCGUAGAUACUAUGAGGAGGAACGUAAGAUAAUUGAGGAUACUGUCGUUCCAUUCAUUGUUUCUUCAAACUCUGCUGAACUCCUCUCCUCCUCCUCUUCUACUGAAGGAAACAAGACAGCAAACACAACUGAUUCAAACAGCUCUCCAGAUGAAAGCAAACAAAAAGAAGGUACAAGGCAGAAAAAGCUGCUCUGGGAGCAGGACAGUAUACCAUCUCCGAAAAGCAAGGAUAAUGAACUCUGGCAAGAAAAGAGGAGUGGAAAUAAAGCGCUCUCAGGACACCCAGAGACAGGUGUCUUGAAAGGAGGUGAACAGGAGCACCAGGUGCCGGUGAUGGAGCGCAGCUCGCCUGCCAGGCUGAAUCUGCCGUUGACUCAGGACGUCUCCUGGAAUCAGCAGUUGCUGACAAAGCAGUCCCCACAUCGUGCAGAGGACAAUCGGCAGAGACCAUUCCUGGGCCAGAGUGCAGGACAACAGCCGAGCUCCACAGGAGAAACGAGGAGGGCAGGCUAUCAUGAGAACUUCCAAUCUGGGCCAUCAUCUCCCUGCUCUCCUGCUGCUCAGAGUCAGUCACCCAACAGGUCUGUCAGCGGAAAGAAGCUCUGUUCUACCUGUGGGCUUCCUCUUGGAAAAGGAGCUGCCAUGAUUAUUGAAACACUUGGUCUUUAUUUCCAUAUUCAGUGCUUCAGGUGUGGCAUUUGCAAGGGGCAGCUAGGAGACGCAGCAAGUGGGACAGAUGUCAGGAUUAGAAAUGGUCUUCUUAACUGCAACGAUUGUUAUAUCCGAUCCAGAACGGCUGGACAGCCAACUACAUUGUGACAUGAUUUUCAGUCCUAAUAACCUUCAAGAAGGAACUCUCUUCUCAUAUGUAUCGGCUGCCUCCAGACAAUCACUUGUAAGAGCUUGAAUCCAUGGACAUCAUGGCUCUCAUCUCAUUUUGAAAAACUCAUAAAAACGCUGCACCUGCUCCUUUAAAUGCAAUAUGUUGGUUUUUCCCUUUCUUAAGAAAUUUGCAAAAUAUGUAUGACCAUGUUUGGGAAGGCAAAGCCUAAGUACUAUUAAAAAAAAAAUCCCACCUUUCAGGUAUGUUUAAGAUUUCCAGUCUGUUACCUUGUUCUUUUGAAAGUAAUAAGAAAAUAAACAUGCAAUAAAGCUGUUUUGUUUUAAUAUUUCUAGGAAUUAAAAAGUUUAAGUUUACAGAACCUUUAUAGAAUAUGCCAACUUGAGCUGAGAAGUAAUUUUAAGAUAGUAUCUAAUCUGUGCAUUUGAAAAACUAAACAUCACAGCAUGACUUCUCUGUUAUAACUGAAGCUAUAACUUUUUUUAUACAGAGACUAGUUUGAUAAUACAUCCUGUAAUUCUGAAGCAUUUUGUGUUUAUAUUACCUUCAGUGGAGGGUAGGAGUUAUACAAAUAAAUUAUUGCACCUUUAGUGAUAGGAUAUGUUGUUUGUGUACCUCAAGUAAUGUUCAUGAUUAUAGCUUAAUAUUCUCUCCAAUAAAGAUUUCUUCAUUAAACCUAAAGA
This is a messenger RNA of Pelecanus crispus (Dalmatian pelican), 2160 nucleotides long. The record is from RefSeq and is a predicted model, not a curated record. Lineage: Eukaryota; Metazoa; Chordata; Aves; Pelecaniformes; Pelecanidae.